This is a messenger RNA of Acanthosepion pharaonis, 858 nucleotides long. The record is from the annotation of a GenBank genome assembly. NCBI's taxonomy places the organism in Eukaryota, Metazoa, Mollusca, Cephalopoda, Sepiida, Sepiidae.
AUGCCUCUUUCUUUUUUGUUCACUGUCCACCAAAUAGAACACGCCGUCAGCUGGCCAGAACAACUUGGCCGGACCGUCUCUCAACGUAUCAGCCGCUUCUUGCUGCCCGCCUAUUUCAACUCCACCUUCUCUGUCACAUACUCUUUGUCUCUCCCACAUACAAUGUAUAUGCCUUGCUGGCCCCAAAAAUCUACACUUCUCCAUAUCUAUCUAUCUAUCUAUCUAUCUAUCUAUCUAUCUAUCUAUAUAUCUAACCCAUUUCAUUAUUUAAUUCAUCUAUCUAUCUAUCUAUCUAUCUAUCUAUCUAUCUAUCUAUCUCAGUCUGUUUUGGAUAAUCUAUUCAUCUAUCUAUCUAUUUAUCUCCAUCUAUCUCUAUCUAUUAUCUAUCUAUCUAUCUCAGUCUGUUCACAAUCAAUCUAUCCAUCUAUCUAUCUAUCUAUCUAUCUAUCUAUCUAUCUAUCUCAAGUCUGUUCAAUCAAUCUAUCUAUCUAUUCAUCUAUCUAUCUAUCUAUCUAUCUAUCUAUCUCAGUCUGUUCACAAUUUGUCUAUCUAUCUAUCUAUCUAUCUAUCUAUCUAUCUAUCUAUCUAUCUAUCUAUCUAUCUAUCUAUCUAUCUUCAUUAAUUAAUCUAUCUAUCUAUCUAUCUAUCUAUCUAUCUAUCUAUCUAUCUCAAAAAAUUUCACAAUCUAUCUAUCUAUCUAUCUAUCUAUCUAUCUAUCUAUCUAUCUAUCAUCUAUCUAUCUAUCUAGUCUCUUUGUUCAUAAUUCUAUCUAUCUAUCUAUCUAUUGAUCUAUCUAUCUAUCUAUCUAUCUAUCUAUUAAAUGUUCUAUCCCUGAAAACGAAGACCAGCAAUUGCUAG